Messenger RNA from Polyodon spathula (Mississippi paddlefish), 5672 nucleotides. RefSeq names its product run domain Beclin-1-interacting and cysteine-rich domain-containing protein-like. The transcript is spliced from 22 exons. Gene Ontology annotation, cellular component: late endosome; early endosome. The coding region runs from base 144 to 3182 and encodes 1012 amino acids. The record is from RefSeq and is a predicted model, not a curated record. NCBI's taxonomy places the organism in Eukaryota, Metazoa, Chordata, Actinopteri, Acipenseriformes, Polyodontidae. Gene Ontology annotation, molecular function: phosphatidylinositol phosphate binding. Gene Ontology annotation, biological process: negative regulation of endocytosis; negative regulation of autophagosome maturation.
AAGGAAGUGUUCAGAGUGACCUCAGCGUUGUGCUGGUCAGACUCAAGACAAGAGAGCAAAGGUUUCGAAUGUGGGGGGGAAAAAAACAAACAAACCCAAAACACAUUCACAGUAAUGAUUGAUUAAAUAACAACACCGCAAUUAUGAGCGGUUUUACAAAGAGGACGAGCGCGGAUUGUUUGCAGCUGGGGUUCCCUCUUGCACCGGGAGACCUGGAUGUAACGACGGAUGAGAUCGAGACCAGGAGGAGGGAGCACUGGAAGCUGCUGGGCAGUCUGAAGACCACCGUGGAGGGGCUGCUGUCCACCAACAACCCCAACGUGUGGUCCAAGUACGGGGGGCUGGAGCGGCUGUGCAAGGACAUGAACAACAUCCUGAGCCACGGUCUGCUGCACGACGAGGUUUACUGCAAGCAGAAGGACUACUGGCACUUUGUGUGGAGUGUCCGCUACGUCAGCCCGCAGCUGGCACCGCACGUCGACCAGUUCAUGAACCUGGAGGAGAGGAGCCCGAGGCCUGGCCUGCAGCCCAGCGAGCGACACAAGGCAGAGCGCUGGCUUCACCACAGCCUGCAGUUCCACUGCCUGUCUGCACAGCUGCGACCCCUGCUGCACCAGCGCAGCUACACUCGCAAAUUCUACACAGACUCUGCGUUCCUGCUGAGUGACCCCCACGUGACGGCCAUGUUCCAGUGUCUGGAGGCUGUGGAGCAGAACAGCCCCAAGCUGCUGGCUCUGAUCGACACGGCCAUGCUGGCCCGCAGGAAAGAGUCCCCUCUGCUGCUGAUGAAGAGUCAGAGUCUGCUGGCCUUUCCUGGGUCUGUAGGUGUCCUCCCACUCAACGGGGUACAGCGCAGAUACACCGCCUCCUACAGCAGCCAGCGAGCAGGACAGUGCAGCACCCUGCCUAGCACAGCAGCCGAUCAGUUUGGGAGCCACAUGGAGCGCUCCGGUGCUGCCGAGUCUUGGCUCUGUGCAGACAGAGGAAUCGGCACGCUGUCCCCUGGAUUGCCCAGCGUCUCUGUCACUGAGCCCGCCACUCCGGCAGGCAGCGUCCCGGCCAUCCACGCCCCAGAGGACUGCCCUGAGGACCUCUGCGGAGAGCUAGAUGACGGGCCGGAGUACCUGGCCAUCGGAAACCUGGGUCGGCGCUGCCACGCCUCCCACAGUAGCAGCACUGGGAGCACUGAAAGCAAUGGAAGCGUGAAGGGGGACCCUCUGGCUGUAACCGCACCCUCGUCCCUGAGGUCCGCCCUCCUCAGCCUGCCCCCACGGCGCUCCAGCUUCUCUGAGGGACAGGGAGCAGAGAGACCAGGUGGGGCCAGGAAGUGCCACGCCCGCUCACAUUCGGACACAGGAGUCACACAGGCGCGGGCGCCAGGAGGACACCGGGACAUCACUAUUAUAAUUGAGGACCCCUUGGCAGAGUCUCUCCCCGAGGUGCCCAGUGUGAUGGUGUACGGUGCCUUCUCCACGCACAGCAGCGAGGUCAGCACGCCCAGCUCCCUCUGCAUGGAGUCCGAGGACUCCCAGAUCAGCAGUGUGUCGGACAGCAUGUUCCGCAGGCCCCUGGAGGGACAGUCUCUCAUCAGCUACCUCUCUGAGCAGGACUUUGGCAGCUGUGCUGAUCUGGAGAAGGAGAACGCUCACUUCAGUAUCUCGGAGUCUCUGAUCGCAGCGAUUGAGUUGAUGAAGUGUAACUUGCUGAAGCGCGGGGGGCUGGGCUCCGAGGGGGAGGGCGAGGAGGAGAACGACCGCGAGAUCCAGGAGCUCAAACAGAAGAUCCGGCUCCGCAGGCAGCAGAUCCGCACCAGCCGCCUCCAGCCUCCCCCGCCACACUCCCACAGCGCUUUUAGCACCACUGACAGCGGAGGUUCCCAGCACAGCUCCCAGGAGUCCCUGCUACACUCAGACUCCGGUUCCAUUGAUGAGGUGGAGCAGUGCGAGCUGAAAGAUGGUAAUGAUGGAUCUAACCUGAUUCUAAUGUCCAAGAGCGGACUGUCUUUAUCCAUGGCUUCGUUGUUCUCAGAUGCUGAUAUUAAGAGGAGCCUGACCUGCUGCAGUGGCAAGUCCUUGCUCAACUCGGAGUCCAUCUCUCACUCCUUUCUGCAGUCGAGCUCUGCCGAGUCGGUGGCGAUGGGGUUGCUGCGGCAGUUUGAGGGGAUGCAGCUCCCUGCUGCCUCUGAGCUGGACUGGCUGGUCCCAGAGCACGAAGCCCCACAGAAGCUGCUGCCGAUCCCCAACUCGCUGCCGAUCUCCCCGGACGACGGCGAGCACGCGGAUAUCUACAGGCUGCGGAUCCGUGUUCGAGGAAACCUGGAGUGGGCUCCUCCUCGACCACAGAUCAUCUUCAACAUCCACCCCGCGCCCAAGAGGAAGGUAGUGGUGGCCAAGCAGAACUACCGCUGUGCAGGCUGUGGGAUCCGCACAGACCCCGAUUACAUCAAGCGUCUGCGCUACUGUGAGUACCUGGGGAAGUACUUCUGCCAGUGCUGCCACGAAAACUCCCAGUCCGUGGUGCCCAGCCGCAUCCUUUGCAAGUGGGACUUCAGCAAGUACUACCUAAGCAACUUUUCCAGAGACUUGCUGGCCAAGAUCUGGGGUGACCCCCUCUUCAACAUGCAGGACAUCAACAGCGCCCUGUACAGGAAGGUCAAGACGCUGGAGCAAGUGCGGCUCCUGCGAAUGCAGCUGGUCCACAUGAAGAACAUGUUCAAGACCUGCCGGCUAGCUAGGGAGUUGCUGGAGCAGUUUAACCGGGAGCCGGGUCACCUGACUGAAGACCUGCACCUGUACUCUCUGAGUGACCUGAGCGCCGUGCGCAAGGGAGAGCUGCCCCCCCGCCUGCGAGAGCUGGUGCGCCAGGGAGCCGCACACGUGCACAGCUGCGUGCUGUGCCAAGCAAAGGGCUUCAUUUGCGAGUUCUGUGGGAAUGACAAGGACAUCCUCUUCCCAUUCGAGCUCAAUAAGUGCCAGCGCUGCGAAGAGUGCAGUGCCUGCUAUCACAAGGACUGCUUCCGCUCGGAGGACUGUCCGAGGUGCAGCCGCCUCGCUGCACGCCGUGAGCAGCUGGCCAUACAGAACAUGGAGCACUAUGAGGAGGAGGAGGGGGGGAGUGAAGGCAGUGAGGAGCAGGGAGGGGGCUCAGACAGGGGCAGGGGGGGCAGUGAAGAGAGAGACUGAGACCCGGAGAACAUGGCUGUCACAGCACCAACCCUACAGAGCCCCCCCUCCGUACACUACCCCUCGCUCUGCACAGCAUCACAACGCACUGAGCUAUACCGUGAGCACAAGCCUAUAGACUUAGACUUCAGUUCAGACAUGCUGCUUUACAUGACUUUACUGAAGUCUUCAUGUGCUGCUUUAAUUACUCUUUGUUGAAGAGUUAUACCAUAGACUGCUGAAGCUGCACAUUACUCUGAGAAGCUGUGCUGCCUAACACAACUGUUUCUCCCUGAGCACCAGCAGCAGGCUCUGGAUUGGCGCUUCACUCGCAGAUCUCCUUUCCUGUUCAUGCUUCAAACCCGCGUAUAUAAAUCUAUCCAGACGGUCAUUUCUGUUGCAGCAGAGCUUCCUGUAGGGUCUCAAUGAGGGCUGUGUGCACCAGAGGGGGUUGUGCGCCCCCCAGAUUGCACAGCAAGGAGAGACCAGGGUUCGAAUUCAGCUGGACUGGAUGAAACAGAUAUUUAAAACACUGACUUUUUUUAUUUAUUUAUUUAUUUAUUUCAUUUUUUGGGGGAGGGAGAUUUCACAAUACUUUGACCUGAAGCAGAUCCCCAGACAGUUGUACUGUUGUUCAUUUGCAGGGUUUUAAACAUCCCAUUGCUGUGUCGCUAUGGGGGGGCUCUGCUUGGGUGUCAUGAGGCUGGGUCAGCCUCUGCUGGCUCUUUGUGGCUCUGCGUUCGUGGCAGACUCCUUGUCUGGUUCUGCAAAGGUCGUGGGUUUGAAGAAAUGAUAUCGAAAAAAGUAUAUAUGAGUGUAUUUCUAAUCAGGGUUGCGUUUUGUAGUAAGAGGCUCUGCGUGCCUUGAUGAAGCAGGAAGAACACGGAGGGUGUGCUGAGAGUACAAGCAAUCACGGGAAGCAGUCCCUCUCUCAGGAGGGAUGGAAGCCCACUUCUCACCCGCAGACACUGAACUACCAUUCCGAGAUGAGUUUCUCAAACAGACAGGACUGUGCAAGCCAUCGAAACAGUCAGACCCUGCUGAAUCUGCUUUGAAUGGACCAGAUCUGUCCAAACAGGAGCAGUUUUAUCAUGGGCCAGUGCACUUGAUGGACAGCUGGAAAUCCCAGUAAUUUAAUUAACAUGGCAAUGUUUCAAAAGAAUGCAUUGCUCUGUUUGUCUGUAAAACAACUCUGCAUUCACCCGAUGAAGCCUGCAAUGCAAGCCAGUGGCUCCCUACGCUUUAUAUGCACACCGGCUGUCCAAACUUCCAACCCAUAGAAGGAAGACAACCCGACAUCGCAGUGGGGGACUGCUGUUGAAACCGAAUGGCCAUGGAGCCGUCCUACGAAGUUUGAGGCUUUCUUUUUUUUGGAGGGGGGUAGGUCUGGGUUACUACUAAGUUACUUUGUAAGCUCCCAAGUGGAGCAUGAGAGUUAUCUAGUGUUUCUUAGGUUAUAUCUUGUUUAUUUUCUUUGUCAUAUGGAAAGGCACCUUUUAGAGCUCCUUCUCUUUGCUCGCACAGUAUGAUGGGGUCCUCAUGAAAACAAGACUUUACAUGCUGUUCCUGUCCAUUAGUGUUUGUUUUUUUCGUGCUCUGCAGUCUCUGCUCCAGUGUGAACAGGAACGGCACUGAAUGUGAUUGGAUAGUGAAAAUGCAUCAGUUAAUUCAGUAUUGAUGUUAAACACUAAAUUAAGUUAGGUGAAAAAAUACUUUCAGCCGUAUUCAAAGUUUUUAGCAGCUUCCACAACUUAUUUUUCUAAUUUAUAUACAAUAACUAAUAUUGCAUUUCUACUAAAAGUUGUUUGAAUCAAAAGGCCCUGUGUUUUUUUUUUUUUAGGGCCAGUUGCUCAGCUGAAGUUGGAAGUGGAAUCCAUAUUUACUGAAGUGUCUGCUCUGGCAGAUGGCCAAUCUGCUAUUGAGAGUUUAACCCUUCCCUUUUCCCAGGUGAAACCAAGAAGUUCACUUUAUAUGAAAAGCAAGCCUGUAGUAAAGUUCUCCCACUAUUAGAUUGGCGCUCCUGGGAGUCCACCUCUAGAUCCUGGGUCCUGUCGGUACAGAGGGAGGUGCAUCUUCUAGUAAUGUUUUGCACAAUGAAUCUAUAGAAGACCCCAGGGACUCUCUCCGUGUGAUUGGUUAUGAGAGUCAGUGUGUGUGGGAGUGAAGGGGAGUUUUCACAGUGCAGCUGAGAGUGUUGAACACUGAUGAAGCUGUGUGGCAGCUUUGCCAUGAACAUUAAAAUACAUAAAAGCAAACUAUAUGUAGAAGCAGGGCAAGCUGAAAGUUGUGCAAUUCACUUUUUAAUGUGUAUGUUUUAGCAGCUGAAUGUGUGAAUAUCACUAAAUGUCCUGGAACACAGCUGCCAACGACCAAACGAGGCUGCAUUGCUGCGCCCGCUCUGUGGACAUAGCUUUCCAGUGGCGCACAGCCUCUUGCUCACCCUGGUGUAUGUAAUACAGAAGCAGUAUUGAACUAUUUUAUAUCUGACUAAUUCUGUUGUGUGUGUGUGUG